AUGUCGUCCAACAGCCUGCCACAGGAAGGCGUUCGGUCUAAACUCCGCCGACGGUUGCAUCACUUCCUCCUGGUCCGCUUUAUUCAGCCGCCGCUUCCAUCUCUGAUUCAACCACCCAAAUCGUGCCUACACCUCAACCCGAUAUCGAGGGGGUCAUUGGCCCUUCAGACCUUUGGAGCAAUGCCCACCGUGAGGCAGUACAGAACAUGGGUCAAUAUGUGGACGUUGCCAUUCUUGAGGCAGAGAGCAUCCAACAGCUAUUCCAAAAAGCUUGAGGGAGUUGACAAAAACGCAACCGAAGAAUCCGCAUUCCGGAAGGGAACAAGAUAUUUGACCCCUAUAAAGGUUCCAUUGGAACAUUUCAAGCUGGCGUUAGACCUAACAGCGCCCUUGACUGCCUUUGAACCCGUCACUUCUACUGUUUUUGGCGUUAUGAAAGGUGUUACAGCAGCACUCGUAUCAGUCUAUCAGAAGCUUCUAGAGUUCUAUGCGUCAGCCUACGAGUUUCUGAUGCAGAGAAGGACCAGGCUAGUUUUGGCCGUGCUGUCAGAUGCCGGCACGCUACCAGCUAUCGUUAAAGACGUUCUGGAGCAAGCUGGGCAUCUCCGAGCAGUUGUGGAGAAAGUCACUUUCGAUAUUGUUCAAGAUAUCAAAGCCAUGCUUUACAACGAAAAGAGAAAUGCAUUAUACAUAUUCUCUUCCUUGAUCCUCUCACUCCUCGAACAAUGUGAAGGGUUGAAAAAGACAUUUUUCGAUUGGUAUAAGCAAGACCUGCGUACUGGAAACUUUGCGCCUUCGACCGACGUCCAUAAGUUAAUUUGGUUCUUUCAGAGGACUGUUGAAGAGCUCGAUCGGCCGCUCUUCCUACUAAUCGAUGGCUUUGAUGAGUGCGACAUUGAAUCUCAGAAGGUACUUCUGAAAUCACUACAGACUUUGUCACAAAAGACAUCGGGAUUAAAGGUUGUGCUAUCGUCGCGUCCCUGGGGGGACAUACUUAAUCAGUUGGACGAGUUUCCAAAGAUUCACAUCAGCUCUGAUGCGGAAAGAGACAAGAUCAUCGCUGAGACGACCGUCGAAAUACAACUAGCUUCUCUAGCUCCAGGCGUCAAACAGCUCGUGGUAGAGAGACUUUCGACUCUUGCGCACGGAAGUGCUAUAUGGACGAAAAUGGCAGUUGCAGCUAUUGCAGCCGAGGACAUCAAGGCACUUGGCAGCAUGGAUGAGUUUCUAGACAGUAUGCCACUACCACGAGAACUCUCGGACCUUUACACCAGACUGUUCAGUCGGUGUGCUGGGAAGGAACCGAGGGUCCAGAAUGUGGCGGCUACAGCGUUGGAAAUCCUUUGCGCAGCUCGCAGACGGCUAAGCAUCCUCGAACUCGCGUGGGCGGUUGCAAUGAGUACAGCCCCUCCAUGUGUCACGACCGUUGCUGAGCUUGCUCGACGAGUGGAUGAUCAGCGUGUCAUGUCCCUCAUUCGACCAUUCAUUUCUGGCGUCGAUUUCAACGAUCUCAAGAAACGCCAAGUCAUGGUUGUCCACCAGUCAGUAAAGGAAUUCGUCUUGAAUGGAUUGGCGUUGACACGGCCUGGGCUUCAGAAUGUGGAAAUACUCCCUGUGGGCUCGCCUAUUACAUCACGGCUGGAGAACAUCAUCCUCAAUGUCUGCGUCCGAUACCUGCUUCUCGACGAAAUCAAUGAUGCUCCUUUGUUUUCCGAUGAGCAAGUUGCUGUAGAGGAACUGCCUCAAGACGUGGAUCUAUUUAGCGACGAUAAUGGCACGGCUGCCUUUACGUCCGAUUCUUCAUGGGAGAGUUGGGAGGAGGGUAUGCCCCGGUAUGAUCCAGCGGAUCGCGGCUUUGGCGAGUUCUUCGUCUACGCAUCUUGCCACUGGAUGGAUCAUUUCGGAUCUGUUACAGAAGAACCUCUCCCGGAUCUAGCAAGUGUUGAAAGAUUGUGUCAAGCAAACUCGACUAGGUUGCAAAACUGGACCAGCCAAAGCAGUCGACCAGACUGUGUACUUCAGGCAAGAUAUGAGUUCGACGGCAGCUUAUACGAUCCCCUAAGCAUCACAUCGCUCUACGGAUCAGAAGAGGUACUAUUGAAGAUGCUUGAAACAUCCCAAUUUGACUCUCCCGAAUUCUUGCCCAACACAGCUAUGCUUGCUGUUGACCAGGUUCUUCAAUGGGGCGAUUUAAGCAGACUUCGUAUGUUGUUUUUUGGAUAUGGAACUGCACGAUAUCUUCAGAAUCUUGAUUUUUUCCGCCGGAUCACCGACUCGUGGUGCUUUUCCAGAAAAAUUUACUAUCAGAAUUGGGAUGGUGCGUUUGACAUCAUCGAUGGCAUCCCCGAUAUCUUGGUCAGGGAAGGAUGGGGCAAUGAGCUCCUCUGCAUGGCUGCCAGUCGAGGCUGCCAGCCCAUCAUUGAACGCUCGAUGAAGGUCGCCCAGCAGAGCAUUGAUCUCAGAACGGAGUUAUUCCACGGGACUCAGCGACAGUCAAAAGGCUUACGAGUCCGCCAAUCCAUUGGCCAAGCCGUCUUGGCUGGUCACGUCCGCAUGGAGUCGGCACCAGCACUCCUAGCUCUGAGCACAGCUCACCAGAAUGUGCUGUCCACAGAGGUGAGAGGUGUUGCAGAUGACGGAUCGAAUUAA
This is a messenger RNA of Fusarium pseudograminearum CS3096, 2649 nucleotides long. RefSeq lists its product as uncharacterized. Bases 1 to 2649 code for a protein of 882 amino acids. NCBI's taxonomy places the organism in Eukaryota, Fungi, Ascomycota, Sordariomycetes, Hypocreales, Nectriaceae. The transcript has 4 exons. The record is from RefSeq and is a predicted model, not a curated record.